GGUAAGGACUGAUGCUCAGUAUGACCAGUACUGUGGUGCCGUGUAGUGAUUAGUGCUCUCCAUGUGGUCUUCAUAGGGGUGGUUGUUAUGAAUGCUGAACAGACAGUACAGACGCUUCUCUUCAACGUCCACACCAGCGCCCCGCCUAUCGAAUCCGUCGCGAAACACGAGGCACGUGCUGGCGGAGGCGGUCAGGUGUGAGGCCAGUUUGAAAGCCAACGGGUGCUCGCGGGCUGGAGUGCACGGGGAAGUUACGAACGGCCCGCUGCCGGCGCGUGUCGCUCGGCGACGGGGCAGCGACCGCUAAGCUUGGUGUGCGCAGCUGUUGAGGGUGUUCAGCUUGCUCUCUGAGAGGACGGCGUGCGACGCAAGCCGCUGAAGGAGGCGGGCGAAAGGGAUGCCGACGGCUUUUCAGCGUCCUCUCUCGCUGCCGGCACCUUCCUUCGAGAAGGACAUGGGCACCUUUUGGGGGGCCGAGGUGGCGUGGCACAGGACGAGCGAUUUAAACUUCAGCUCUGCCGGCCGCCGGGGCUACCUCAUUUCCGCGCGCGGCUCAGAGGACCACCACGACCACGACUAUGUUGAUCAGUUUCACAUCAUCCGUAAGAACCAGCCGAUGAUCGUGCUCCUGGUUGUUUUGAGCUUCCUCGUGGGAGCUUUUUUGCGAACUAUUUUGAAAGAAGUAAAAAUUCCUAUUCUUGUAGUGAUAUGUUGCAUGGGAAUUAGCCUUGGAAUGAUAUCCCAUUUUUCAUCUCAGGUUCCUAUUGUGAAGAACAUUGCAGAUAUCGAUCCUGCGCUUUUCCUUCAUUUGUUUACACCAGUUAUAAUAUUUACAGCUGCAUUUGAGAUGGAUUUUUAUAUAUUUCGAAAAUCCUUUUGGCAGGUGUUAAUUCUUUCAGUUCCUGGAUUUUUGAUGAAUUGUGCUUUUCUUGGUUGGUUAACAUAUAAAAUUAAUAAGUAUAACUGGUCCUGGGAUGAUAGCAUGCUGUUUGGAAUAAUUCUUAGCACAACAGACCCUAUCCUGUCUGUGACUUCUGUAAGAAACAUUGGGCUUUCGAAAAUAGUUGUCAACUUAAUAAAAGGCGAGUCUUUGUUUAAUGAUGCUACCACAGUAAUUAUUUUUGAAUUGUAUAGGGACCUUGUAAAACACAGCCAUCAUGAAGUGGUUAAAGAGAUUUUUAUAAAGUUGAUCUUAAAAUUCUUUGCAAGCACUGCAUUUGGAUUUUUGGCUUCAAGAUUAGUUAGUUAUUGGUUGCAACACAUUUUCAAUGAUGGAGUAGUUGAAGUAGUUUUAAGCUUCUCAAUGGCAUACUUAAUUUUCUUCUUGGCUGAAUGGCUUGGAAUGUCAGGAGUUAUUGCUCUUUGUAUUUUGGGGCUUCUUUUAGAUUCUGUAAGCUUUAGUCCAGGAAUGGAUAUGUUUCUUUAUAAGUUCUGGUCAAUGUUGACAUUUCUGGCUCACAUUAUGAUAUUCCUUAUAACAGGAAUUGUGUUGGCUCAAAAAGCAUUUCCAUUUUUCAAUACUCGUGCUAUUUUUUAUAUUAUAACAGUCUACCUUUCAUUGAAUCUCGUACGGGCUUUAGUUGUUCUGGCGUUGAGCCCUUUUUUGAGUCGUCUUGGCUAUGGAUUUAAUUGGCGUUGGGGAGCUAUUAUUGUUUGGAGUGGAAUGAGGGGCACCUUCACUUUGAACAUGGCUCUUGGAAUUAGCCAAACAGAAAGCAAAACUGCAAGUGAAUUUCACAUAAAGACUAUGUUAUUAUUGCAUUCAGGAACAGCAUCUUUGUUGACCCUGAUAAUUAAUUCUACCACUGUGAAAAAGCUGGUUGUAACGUUAGGCCUUUGUAAUAUUACUCUUCCAAAGCGUAUGGCAAUGCAUAAUGCAGUUCAGCGAAUCAGACAAAUGGAGGCCAAUGCAUUUUCAAUGCUGAAACUUGACAGAUUUUUGGCUGAUGCAAACUGGGUAAUGGCUGAAGAAGCAAUUAAAAUUGAUUAUCCUUACAAGUUAGAUUCAGAAGAAGUUAAUCAACUGAUCAAAACACUUAGAUGUCCAGAAUGUAGUACCGAUAUUACAUUUGAAAGAAGUUCACAACAAAUUGCUGAUAUUAUGGAAGAAGCCAGGUUACGUCUCUUAACUGCACAAAUGGCCAGUUAUCAGAAGCAAUACAACAGUGGAAUGCUGAACCAAGAUGCUGCCCAAACAUUAAUAGGUGCAGCAGAAAGCUAUGUUGAUAUUGAAGGAAAGUUUAUGAAUAUACAUGAAGUAAAGACAUAUUGGGAAAGCAAAGGAGUACCAGUAAUGAUGAAGAAAUGGCUCUCAGACUGGGUUUACAGUGUGAAAAAGGAAACAUUUAAGGCACCAAAAAGCAAGUUUCUGAGAACAUGUCACCAUCUGGUAUUUAUGGAGGAAUUUGAAUAUAUAAGUACCAUGAUAACAUUUUUGAACUGUGUUCCUAUUGUUCUUCACUUUAUACCAAGUAUUAGUUCAACCUUUCUUCCAGAACUAAAAUUGUGCAACUACUAUUUUUUGAGUUUGUAUAUAUUGGAAGCAUUAUUGAAGGCUUUUGCAAUGGGGAGGACCUACAUCUAUUACCACUGGAACCAGUUUGAUCUUAUAAUCAUAGUAGUGGGAGUUGUUGAUGUCAUGAUUAUCAAUUUGUUUAAAUCACUUAGUCCAUCAUACCCUAUGAUUAAUGCUAUCAGGAUAUUCCGAUUUAUUCGCAUUUUAAGAAUUCUGCGGCUCUUGAAGCUUGUGAUACCCAAAGUGAUGUCUUUAUUGGACAAACAAAUAAACAGACAGCUCACUUUCCGAUAUGAUAUUGCCAAAGGAUAUGUUCAAGGUGAAGAAGAUAUAAAAUGUUUAAUUGGACAGAUUGCUGGCCAUGAGAGAGUUUAUCAAGAAAUAACUAAAAUAUUGGAAACAAACAAACAAGAGGCUAUGAAGGAGUUAGGGUUAAUGCAGCGUGAUUAUCCAGAGAUCGUUACAGGUGUGAAAACGAGACAAGCAGUCCAAACAGUGCUAAACACAGCUUCUGAAACUCUUCAGUUUAUGAUAUCAGGAGGAAUUGUUGAUAAAACUGAAGGAGGUGAACUGCAGAAGAUGAUUCUAAUUAAAAAACAACAGCUGGCAACACUUCCAUCUACAAUUGCACCUCCUACUGCACAAGAACUUCUGCGUAAUGUCAUUUGGCUACAGAAUGACAAAAGACAGAUCGAAUACAUUCAGAAAAAAGCAAAAAUUCUUUAUUAUGACUAUGGGGAUAAGAUAUGUGAGGAAGCUGAACUACCACAAGGAAUCCAUUUAAUUGUAUCAGGAAUGAUAAAGCUUUCAGGUUCUGCUCCUUGUUAUGGAGUUAGUAAAGACACUAAAAAAGAAACUAAGAAACGGCUUCCAGUGUCUUCCUAUACAGACUACAUGGUUGCUGGAGCUAUUAUAGGAGAACUCAACUGCCUAACUAAGCAAGAAAUGGAAUAUGGGGUUUCUUGUGAAACUGCUGUGCAGACCUGUUUUAUCUCUAUAGAUGAUUUGCUUGAAGCUUUUGAUAAGUUUUUGGAACCCCCCUCCUUAGAAUAUAAAAUAUGGCUGAAACUUGCUCUUGAUAUUGCUCUCAGAACUUUUAAGGAAAACCUUCCUAACCAGGAUUGGUCUUACAAGAUGUGUGUGCAACUUUCUAAUAUUUAUGUGCUGGAUGUAGCCAACCACACCAAAUGUGACAUUUACGAUGGAAGUAUGGAUGAUGUCAUUCUUGUACAUGGAACUGUUCUAGAUUGUCAACUAGGGCAACGAUAUAAUGCACCAUAUAUUUUACCUAAAACCUGCCACCAGGUACAAGGCACAGCAUCAGCAACAAAACUGCUAGUUAUACGAACUUCAAAUCAAGGAGCACGAAAGACCACUGAAACAUGCGGUAGUAUUUGCCAAUAUCAUUCAGCUCGGCGACCUGCUACCUUGGGACACAUUUUUGGAAUGAGCGUUGGCAGUCACAGUACAAUAAGCACUGAUUUAGAGUAUACAUAUUUAAGCUCCCAAAACCCCAAUUUGAGAAGAGUUUAAUGAGACAUAUACACCAUGUUUCAGCACCACAGAGGAAGAAUGUGAGAUUUUAUAUAGAAACAAGUGUUUAAGUGUUUAAUAUCAGCUCCAUGAUGGAACCAGUUUUUUUAAUUGGUUUUUGUUCUGUGAUAGUUUUAAUAAUUUACAAGUUUUACAAAAUUUUGUUUAGACAUAACUACUAGUAAAACACCACUUUGUGUUUAUAUAUUAUAU
Rhineura floridana is the source of this 4261-nucleotide messenger RNA. Its product is annotated as sodium/hydrogen exchanger 10-like. The transcript is spliced from 27 exons. Gene Ontology annotation, molecular function: sodium:proton antiporter activity; monoatomic ion channel activity. NCBI's taxonomy places the organism in Eukaryota, Metazoa, Chordata, Lepidosauria, Squamata, Rhineuridae. The record is from RefSeq and is a predicted model, not a curated record. Bases 398 to 4048 code for a protein of 1216 amino acids. Gene Ontology annotation, cellular component: membrane. Gene Ontology annotation, biological process: proton transmembrane transport.